Aphanomyces astaci is the source of this 2192-nucleotide messenger RNA. RefSeq lists its product as hypothetical. Lineage: Eukaryota; Oomycota; Saprolegniomycetes; Saprolegniales; Verrucalvaceae. The transcript is spliced from 10 exons. Bases 18 to 1877 code for a protein of 619 amino acids. The record is from RefSeq and is a predicted model, not a curated record.
GGUAGAACGGCAGCAUAAUGGUGCCGCAACGCCCCACGCCGCCACGGCGACCUAGUCCCAUUGACAGGAUAGAAGACGAUACAUUGAAUGCGGCAAAGCUAAGCUCCGUUCUGCCCACCACUGCACAUCCUCCCCUACGGGCCAUGACCGAGCGCACAUUGCCAUCAUCGCUCAUCCCUCACUUGGAAAAGAAACAGACAGGGUUGUUGGCAAAAUUCCAGAUGCUGCGUCACCACCACCCUGACAAGUCACAGCCUGCAAGUCCCACGGCAAGGGAAACGACGUUGAGUUUCCAGCGAAACCUGACCGCGUUGACUUCAUACAACCUCAAAGAGAAGCAGAGCGUGCAGUCGUUGAAACAGCAGCUCGAGCAAACCCAAGUGGAAAUCGACUCGCUCAAACACGAGCUUGGUCAAGUCAAAGGCGAGGCGAAGCGCCUGUCGGCCGAACUCAAAUUGGACAAAGCGUCCACGAAACACUCCACGAGCCAAGCCAACCAGCGCAAGCAAGCCGAUGACGAUGGCAAGCAACGCACCAAACAACUGGAGGAAGACCACCAAGUCGAGAUGUUCAAAUGGGAGAAUAAAUGCCACGAGAUCACUGCCAACCACAAGCAGCUGACCAAACUGUUGGCCAAGUCGCAAGAGAGCGAGCGCGCGUUGACGGUCAAGUUGGCCGACGCCGCACAGCACGUGGCCGCCCUCGAAGCCAACGUGGCAGCGCUCAGUCGCGAGUUGCAAGCCGCGGCUCGUGCCAAGCUGGCAGAGGACGACACCCUGAAAACCAGGGCCGAGAACGAAGCGUUGCGGUGCAAGAUUGUCGCGCUCAACCAAUCGAUCGACGACAUCCAAGCCAAGGAACGAGAUACGCGCAACACGUUGGCGAUCAAGACGAUGCAAUUCACCCAGGAAAAGGACGCAUUGCUUCGCGAACUGUGCCACGUCAGGGACGAAUGGGCUGCAAGUCGAGCGACCAGCCAAGUCGAACUGGACAAGUUGACUGUGGUCUUUGCGCGGGACGAACGGAUCAAGGCGGACUUGGAAUCUCAGGUCACCGACCUCGCAGACAAGUGCAUUGCGCUGGACGAGACUGCGUCGGGAGCACGCAAACAGGUGGAGUUUCAAGCCAAAGUCAUCGAGGACAAGCAGUUGGCGCUGGACCAGACCAAGGCACUGGUGGCUCAGCACGAACGAGAUGUCCAAAGGUUGAUGCGCGAAGCGGCGGCGAUGGAAGUGGACAACGCCACGCUGCGCGAGAAGCUGACCAUGGUGUCCGACGUCUGGUCGGCCUGCACGUCCCAGAACCCCACCGUCCACGCGUUGCAGCAGGGCCGACAAGGCCAGAACGAAGCACUGGCGAUUGUGUUGGACGAAAAGGAACGGCUCAAGGCGGAGCUGGGCAAGACCAAGGAGGACGUGGCUCGCCUGCUGGCCCAGGUGGCCCGGACGGCGCCAUCGGGGGAUGUGGUGGGACUGCAAACGCAGUUGGCGAGCAUGUUGAACAAGAAGAACGAGCUGCUCUUGAUGAUGGACCAGAUGAAGGCCGAGCUGAUGACCCUCACGACGUCCCACACGAUGCUACGCAUUGCCCACGACACGCUUCUACAGCGAUGCGCUGCGCUGGAAGAAGUGGCGAUGGAUCCGUCCGUGAUCAUCAUGCUCAAGCAAGCACAGCUCGAUUUGAAAGAUGCGGUGGACAAGUUAGUCGAAGCUGAAACGUCAUCCGAGACUGCGUUCACGUGCCUGAAAUGCAUGUCGAUCUUUGUUCGACCUGUGACACUGACAGGAUGUGGCCACACGUACUGCGAGUCGUGUUUGCACAGCUCACGGGGGAAUGGAGUGGGUCACACGUGCAAGGUACAGCAUAACGCUACUUGAGGAUAUGAUGUACUGUACAGGUAACGUUAAGGAAUGACCGUGCUCUCCCUUGUAGGAAUGCGGAGAAUGGAGUUCCACGGACGGACUGUUUGCAAACAAUGCACUCGCGGAUUUGGCAUCGCGGUUCGUGUUUCGACAGCAGACGUUGUCGUGUUUAACUGGCGUGUGCCAGUCCAUCGACGAUGCGUUCGCAACGCCGCUAGUGGCUUAGGGGUAGCUAUCGACGUAGGUGUAGUCGCGUAAUGCUAAGAUGUCCACGCAACUGCAUUGAGGUAGUAUCGAAGACUUCAUUUUCCAAGACAAGGAUGAGGAACA